Molecule: messenger RNA, 580 nt
Organism: Paramecium octaurelia
Lineage: Eukaryota; Ciliophora; Oligohymenophorea; Peniculida; Parameciidae
Source: the annotation of a GenBank genome assembly
AAAUUUUUCAAUGGUCUAACAAUCUGAAAAUGAUUCUCGAAAUCAGAGGAAUUCAUUUUUGAAUUGUGUUUUAGGAAAAUUUUAUAAAAAUAAAGAAAAAAGAAAAGGUAAAUAUACGAAAUUGGAUUUGGAUUUGGCUUUAGACAAUAUAAAUGGAACAAAAUUCACAACAUUUUUGUUUUAUCAGAUGCCGAGAAUUAUUUUAAGUGGAAAAAAAAUCAAACAUAAAGUGAGUUACUUUAAAGAACUUGACUAUUUGCUAAAUUAUGUAGAAAAAAAAAAAAACAAAUAUUAUUCGGGUUGCUUUUAAGUUUAAAAGAAGAGACCAGAAAAGCAUUACCUUGAAAUUAUUGCAAAAUAGUUAUCCAAACUCCCUGAUUUUGAAGGACUAAAUUAAGAAAAAAAAUACUAUGGAAUAAAGUAAUAUGUUGAAUUCAUUAAAUUCAUAAUGGAGAUAAGUAAAAAAAACGAUAAAGAAGCUAAAUAAAUUCUUAUGGAUUAUAUUGAUAACAAAAUUCCUAAUAAUAGUUAGAAAAAAGCAUAUGUAAAGAAUAAAAUUCAAUAGCUAAAAAUCUAAUGA